AUGGCGUUUCUACGCCAGACGUGGACGCUUACCGUGAAGAACUGGAAGAUCAUCCUUCGUCACGCUGUCGCUGCUGUCUUUAUCGCCUUCAUCCUGCCCUUGGCUCUGACGACCUUCUUCAGCUUUGCAAAGAACCUAUUCGUGCCGCCGGCCGUUUACGGCAUCUCAGACCCGAGAACAGUUCGAUCCCUCCCGGAUGCCCUCGACGCUGCUGCAGGUUCCGGUAGGGAGACCGUCGUCUUUGUGAACAACGGCUUUUCCGGAGGCGACAUUGACAGCGUCAUCGACGUCCUGGCAAACUCUGUCGAGAGCGCCGGCAAGACGGCCCUCCGCCGCUCAUCCGUUACCGAUCUUGGUAUCGAUUGCCCUACCAACCUCCGCGGUGUCUCUCAGUGUUACGGAGCCGUUGUAUUUCAGGCCUCUCCAUCGGAGGGUCCAGGCGAUUACUGGAACUACACCCUCCGCAGUGACGGCGCUCUGCGGAGUAUCGUUGUUGAUGUCGAUUCCGACCGAAAUGAUGCCCAGAUCUAUUUGUUGCCGCUGCAGAGGGCCGUCGACGUCGCCAUCGCGUCCAUUCAGUCUGCUUCAUCGUCGGCGUCCGCAUCAUCGCCCAUAGAACAGGGCCCCCUCCCAGAGGCCGUCAACGAAUACCCCUUCACGUCCAUCACCCAGGAAGAGCGUGCUGUAAGGAUCCGCAUCAACUAUCAGAGCGCCAUCACGAACUGGAUGGGCGUGGCGUUCAUGACUAGUGUUCUUUUUGUCACAUACCACCUCACCGGGUUUAUCGCCACUGAGCGCGAGAGCGGCAUGAUUCGUCUGGUGGAUGCAAUGAUGCCUGUCAAACGCACAUGGCACGCACAGGCUGCCCGUAUCAUCUCAUACCACAUCUCAUUCAGUCUCAUCUACAUCCCCGGCUGGGUUAUCGGAUCAUUGGUGUUACGCGCUGGUGUUUUCGCCCGAACCGGCGUUGGGAUCGUAUUGAUAUAUCAUCUACUCAGCGGUAUAGCCAUGGUGUCCCUCUCCAUCCUGGCGUCGUCGCUCUUCAAGAAGGCUCAGAUCAGUGGCAUUGCCGCCGUACUCGCUAUCAUACUCCUCGGAAUUCUUGCACAGUCCAUCUCCUACCCAAGCACUGCCACCGUAGGCGUGCUUGGUUUUCUGUUUACGCCUUGCAACUACGUCUACUUCAUCACUUACAUGGCGAGAUGGGAGCGAGAGGAUUUGCCAACUAAUCUGGCCAAGGUUGCCCCAGACAGUCCAUGGCAACUUUCCGGUAUCGUCCUCUGGGUAUUCUUGAUUGUCCAGAUUUUUGCCUAUCCUUUGGUCGGAGCUUUGAUUGAGUCUUGUCUUCAUGGCACUACUACCAAAGGCAGGAAAAUAGUCUUCAACUCGAGCGAGUCCCAGGAUGGCGAGGCCCGUCCAGACAACGACGACGCCGCUGUGCGCUUGCAAGGUUUUACCAAAGUUUACAGCCCCUCGCGAGUCCGCCGUCUUUUUUCCUUCAUCUCGCACCCUCGCGAUCCCGUUCGUGCCGUCGACAAUCUGACUUUGGACGUUCGUAGAGGACAGAUCCUGUGUCUAUUGGGCGCAAAUGGCUCUGGGAAGUCUACAACGCUAGAUUCGAUUGCUGGCACAAGCAAACUUACGAGCGGUACCAUCACCAUUGACGGCACUGGCGGUCUCGGAAUUGCGCCCCAGAAAAACGUUAUGUGGGACGACUUGACGGUUGAACAACACAUCGAGAUUUUCAACAGGCUCAAGAGCCCGGGACAAGCUGCUUCUAAGCAGGAGAUUUGUGACCUCAUUCGGUCUGUUGACUUGGAGCUGAAAAGAAAGGCCAUGUCAAAAACGUUGUCGGGAGGCCAAAAACGCAAGUUACAGUUGGGUAUGAUGCUCACAGGAGGAAGUGCCGUUUGCUGCGUUGAUGAAGUCAGCAGUGGCAUCGAUCCUCUCUCUCGACGCAAACUCUGGGACAUCCUCCUGGCCGAAAGAGGCCGAAGAACCAUAAUCCUAACAACGCAUUUUCUGGACGAAGCCGAUCUCCUUGCCGACCACAUCGCCGUGUUGUCUAAGGGCACUCUCCGUGCCGACGGCUCCUCGGUCGAGCUGAAAGACCGCCUCGGUGGUGGGUACAGAGUACACGUGCACAAAGACACGGGAAUCAAGAACGCUCCGGAUGUGGAUGGGGUUCAGAAGAAGAUUUCAUUUGAUCUCAUUAGCUACAUUUCGCCGUCUUCGACACUGGCCGCUCAGGUAAUCCGCACUCUCGAGGCAUCUGGAAUUCGCGAAUAUCGGUUUUCGGGACCGACCAUUGAGGAUGUGUUUCUACAGUUGGCCGAAGAAAUCCGUGGAGAAUCAGGCGACGUCAUUGCCGACUCUGGGUCGGACCUACAUGAGAAGAGAGCGAUCUCGGCCGCAUCGGCCGAAGCCCUUCCCGCUGGCGUUGUGCCCCAUGGUGGGCUGCAGCUGCUUGAUGGCAAGCAAACCGGCUUUAUGACACAGGCAAUCGUCCUCUUCCGGAAGCGAAUCACCAUUCUGAAGACCAACUGGAUUCCAUACCUAGCCGCAUUUGCUCUGCCCGUGGCAGCUGCUGGUCUCGUCACCCUAUUCAUCCAAGAUCAAGCGAAAGGCGGGUGUACGCCUUCCGAAGAGCGUUCGCUCGAUCAGGCAGAAGGGAUCAGUCUCACAGAGUUCGCCUGGAAACUUGUGCUUGGCCCGACCUCGAGAUUCGAUCUCAACACUGCCGCUAGCGUCCUUCUCCCUGUGUUCAACAUCGCCGCCGGUGGCUCCGGCGCCAACUCUGGCUCCGAGGUCGCAGCUCGGAUUCUCACAGAGAACGCUACCUUUGCAGAUAGUUUCCAGGCCUUUCAAGACACCAUCUUCGACCGGCGGCUAGAGACUUUGCCAGGCGGUAUCUGGCUAGGCGAUGAGUCGACGGUACCAACCAUCGCAUACAUGGCCAACUACAAUGGUCUCAUCAACCCGCUGCUCACCCAAAACAUCUUUAACAUGCUCCUGAGCAAUGUCACAGUAAUGAUGUCCUGGGCGCCUUUCGCUACGCCCUUUGCUAGUUCGGAUGGAGACGGCCUGCAGUUCAUCGUUUACAGCGGCAUUGCCCUUGCAUGCUACCCAGGCUUCUUCGCACUAUACCCCAGCCUCGAGCGCCGGCAAGGGGUGCGCGGGCUCCAGUACAGCAACGGUGUCCGUGUUUUGCCUCUAUGGUCGUCAUAUCUCGCUUUCGAUUCCCUGAUUGUACUUGCGUCCACGGCUCUUGUCACCAUCCUCUGGGCCGCCCUGUCGUCCAUCUGGUAUCAUAUUGGCUUCAUCUUCGUCGUGUUCUUGCUCUACGGGCUGACUGCGAUCCUGCUGGCGUACGUAAUAUCACUCGUCUGCAAGACAGCGUUGUCCACGUAUGCCUGGGUCGCGGCCGGACAAGCAGUCAUGUUCCUGAUCUAUCUGAUCGCAUAUAUGUGCACCGUAACGUUCUCGCCCGUUCCGCGCAUCGACGACAACAUCCUUGUCGUUCACUUCGUCAUCUCGGCUGUCGCGCCUAUUGGUUCAGUUGUGCGCGCCAUGUUCCUGGCCUUGAACCUCUUCUCGACGGCUUGCGAUGGGCGUCAGCUCGCAUCAAACCCGGGUGGCAUUCUACAAUAUGGGGGUCCCAUCCUGUACCUGCUCCUGCAGUCUCUCGGCUUGUUUGGCGUUCUACUGUGGGCUGACAGUGGCUCCGUUGGAUCUUCAGUCCGGCGACUUUGGCAGCGGCGUUACCAAGAAGAAUCGGAGGACGCAGAGGUGUCUGAUGAGGAAGUCGCCAACGAGGUGGCAAGAGUCACUACACAGAGCGGCGACGACGGCUUACGGGUUAUGCAUCUAACCAAAACAUUCGGGAAGAACACGGCUGUCGACAAUGUGAGCUUUGGGAUUCAGAGGUCUCAGGUGUUUGCGCUUCUCGGGCCCAAUGGAGCUGGCAAGUCGACUACCAUUUCUCUCAUCCGCGGUGACAUCAAGCCCAGUCGGAACGGCGGCGACAUUCUCAUCGAGGACAAGUCCGUCAUCCAUGAUCUGCCCGCUGCCCGAGCAAAUCUUGGCGUGUGUCCCCAGCACGACGCGAUGGAUCUGAUGACGGUUCGCGAGCACCUCGAGUUCUACGCUCGUGUCCGUGGAAUUCCUGAUAUUGACCACAACGUCAACGCCGUAAUUCACGCGGUCGGUUUGCAGGCGUUCUCGACCCGAAUGGCGCAUGCUCUCUCCGGGGGUAACAAGCGCAAACUGAGUCUCGGCAUUGCUUUGAUGGGCAAUCCAAAGGUUCUCAUCCUUGAUGAGCCGUCUUCGGGCCUGGACGCAGCCGCCAAGCGAAUCAUGUGGAAGACGUUGGCCGCCACGGUUAAGGGCCGAUCCCUCUUGCUGACGACGCACAGUAUGGAAGAGGCUGACGCACUCGCAAGUCGCGCCGGUAUCCUUGCCCGGCGCAUGCUUGCUGUCGGCACUACGGACGACCUCCGUCACCGUUUUGGCGACGCCCUUUAUGUUCAUCUGAUAAGCAAGACAGCCCCUCAUACGACCCCCGAAGAAACUGAACAUCUCCGCCAAUGGGUCACGACCACUUUUCCCGGAGCCGAUGUAGAGGAGAAGACAUACCACGGCCAGAUGCGCUUUUCCAUACCUGGAAAGGACGUUCUCGGGGUUUUUGGUGGCGACAAGCUCCAGGAUAUUACACCAGCAGACAAUAUCUCAUCCAGUGCGGUUGGCCAGCUGGCUGUGAUGUUGGAGGAGCAGAGGGAGAAUCUGGGCAUAAACCAUUUCAGCGUUUCGCCGACGACCCUAGAUCAGGUCUUCCUCGCCAUUGUCGGGAAGCACAACGUCCAAGAGGAGGGAUAUAAGGCCCCCGACAAGAAGCCCUGGUGGCGAUUCGGCGUAUGA
Molecule: messenger RNA, 4917 nt
Organism: Colletotrichum higginsianum IMI 349063
Lineage: Eukaryota; Fungi; Ascomycota; Sordariomycetes; Glomerellales; Glomerellaceae
Product: ABC transporter
Exons: 1
Coding region: 1-4917 (1638 amino acids)
Biological process (GO): lipid transport; transmembrane transport
Cellular component (GO): intracellular membrane-bounded organelle; membrane
Molecular function (GO): ABC-type transporter activity; ATP hydrolysis activity; ATP binding
Source: RefSeq, a predicted model, not a curated record